Molecule: messenger RNA, 958 nt
Organism: Schistosoma haematobium
Lineage: Eukaryota; Metazoa; Platyhelminthes; Trematoda; Strigeidida; Schistosomatidae
Exons: 1
Coding region: 306-899 (197 amino acids)
Source: RefSeq, a predicted model, not a curated record
GCUUUUCACGCGCGCUAUUUAAAAAGGACAGUGGUAUUUUUCCUCGCUGAGUAAAUUUCAUUGUUUUGAUCGUUUAUUACGUAUCAAGACUACUGUUUUUCACUUUAAUUGAAUUUAUUUCAGUUAAAGUAUUUGACUAAAGUAUCGUUUUUACUGUUUUUGUCGUUGGUACUCUUUAGUACCUCUUUUUCAACUGUAUCUGUUAGUACUUUUGGUCCUAGCAAUCUACAGCUCUUCACUUUUUUUGGUCAUUGAUAAUUUUUUUGUUUCUGGGUAUCAUCGCAUAUUGAAAAAACCCCUCCUAAAUGACCGGACAGUGUAAAAAAAGCAGUUGCCAACGUCCGGGUUGUCGUUAUCCUGCUGAAAGCGGCAUGCAGUGCGACGAGUGCAAAGGCUGGUACCACGAAGUUUGCACGAACUUAACGCCUGCUGCUUUCAAACGGUUCAGUAAGAAGGGUUGUGUGUGGCUUUGUCAACAGUGCUGCUCGGAUGCAAACAGCUUGUUAACCGAGGCCAUCUCACUGGUUGAUGCUGCAAAGAAGUGUUUCAAAAAGCAUAGUCGGAACGCGUCAAACAGCACUCGAUCUGUUGACACGCAAAUCAAUGUGAAGGAAACUCAGGUGAGUCCAGUGAUAGAUGACUCACGCCCGUCAAAGAAGGAAAAGCAGUCUUCAAAGGGGCCUGCCUUAAGAAAAAGCUCAAGAAAAGUAGGGUCUUCUGUUCCCCGUCUCCCAGAUGGGAUCCAACAGGAAACACCUAGGAGCCGCAAUCGCAAGGCUCGAUCGGUUUCAAAUGGUAAACAUAACACGCCCCCUCAGAUCGUCGACAACCCCCAAAACCCAACACUAGGUUUGACGCAACUGCUAUUGCUUCUACCAGCAGCGUUGACGAAUGGGUAAAGGUUGUAAGAAAGGAAAGUAUUGAUAUAAAGGGAAACCUGCCCCCGUAAAAGUGGUUG